This is a messenger RNA of Monoraphidium neglectum, 300 nucleotides long. Its product is annotated as hemerythrin HHE cation bindingdomain-containing protein. The record is from RefSeq and is a predicted model, not a curated record. NCBI's taxonomy places the organism in Eukaryota, Viridiplantae, Chlorophyta, Chlorophyceae, Sphaeropleales, Selenastraceae. The transcript is spliced from 4 exons. Bases 1 to 300 code for a protein of 99 amino acids.
AUGGGAUGCUCCCAGAUGCGCGCGGACGCCCCUGGCUUUGACGCGCGAGUGGAGGAUCUGUACAGAGCGCUGCGCCACCACGUGGAGGAUGAGGAUGAGGAGCUGGACAAGUUUGCAGCAGAGGUGGACCCCUCUGAGCUGCGCCAGCUGGGCGACAAGUUCACCAGCGUCAAGGGCUACCUCCCCACUCGGCCCCACCUCAACGCCCCCGACAAGCCCUCCGACGGCCUGGUGGUGGCCGACCGCCUGACAGCCCCCAUUGACAGGCUAAGGGAUGCGGCUGAGCAGCGCCGCGUGUGA